GUGUUCUGCUCUUCCCGACCCUCCCCUGCACUGAGCAAAAACAAAAAAGGGAGAACCCAGCCAUGCUUGAGGGAACCGGUGAGAAAGCUUGAAGAUUUCUCCUCCUUUUCUUGUUCUUGAACCCAGAAAUCUCCCUCCCCUGCUGGAAAAGCCGGAUCUGCCCUGCUCUGCUUUGUCCUUCCGCCGGCUGCUCUUGAUUGUGGGUGAUUUCUGGGCAUUUUUUUCGGUAAGAACAGCCCCUAAUUCCUUUGUUCUUGCUUGAAUUGGCUUGGGUUAACUUUGAUUGCUCUUAUUUCCUUCAAUAUUGGGUAGUUCCCGUGAGCUUCCCCUGCACUUGCCGCCGGCUUCUCUCCCCCUACAGCUUCGGUUUCUACAGCUGGAGAAUUAUGGUUUCCGAUCGUUUUGUCAGUUAGCACUGAGAUUGAGUGCUCGGUUUUAUGGAGUGAGGUAAGUAAAUUUAUGGUAAUGCCCGUAUAGUUUUUGAAAGCAUGUUUUGAUUUGUUUUUGAAGUGGUGGCGGGACUAAACCCGUUUUACACGAGCAUGACUGAUUUGAAGUGAAAUGUUUAUGUUUUUCAUUAAAUUGAGCAUGCCUACUUGAAAGUGAUUGUGAAUUGUCCUGACGAUUUGAAAGUGAUAGUGAAUUAUGAUUUUUCUGUUAACUUCUGCCUGUUUUGUCUACGAUGUGGUCAUGUUAUUCGUGACCCUGCUAGUGGGGGAGGUUAUAAACGCUAGCACAUGUCGACAUGUAGUGAUAGAGCCGGUUCGUUCAACCCAGCUAGUGGGGGUUAUACACCAGCAAAUAGUGGCCCUGUUAGUGGGGAUUAUACACUGGCCGUAACCUAUAGAGGAGACGUCUAUUUUGUUUCUGUACUGUAUCCGUUUUUCUGAUUGCACAUGUUGGCAUGCUAUAAGUUUAAUUAAGGGCACUUCAUAUUUACUUACUGAGUUUAUCUCAUAGUUUUUCCUUAUUCACCAUUUCAGGAAGUGAAACCGAGGACGGGGAAACCACGGGAAGUGACGAGUUAGAAGGCUAGCCAUAUUGUAAUUGAACAUAGAUUUUAAAGAUUUGAUCUUCAGAUUUUGAUGGUAUCAGAGUAUGAUAUGAUUAAGUUCCGAGCCUUGUGCACUUGUGGGACCCGUCUCACGAGUGUACGGCGUCUGCCACGUCCCCGGAUUUGGGUUCUGGGGCGUGACAAUAUGAAAUUCCUCCUACACGAGGAAUUAUAGUUGAUCGAAAACACCGUCUCAUUGAUAUUAAUCCAAAUAAAAAAUUGAGAACUUAUGAGCCUUUUAUCUUGGCGAGUCAAGCUAAACAAGUGUAUUACAUUCUAUAUCCAUUACAUAAUUCUUUUAGAAAGGGAUGGCUUGCUACAUUGAAAUUUUGGGCAAGAAGUUUUAUUGAGAUGCUAGAUGAACAAGAGAAACAACAUGAUGAUCCAGAACCCAUUUUUUAGGAUGAUGACCCUCUAGCUCCUCAACUGACCCAAUUAGAUGUCAUAUUAUGUGAACCUAUUCAACAUAUUGAUGAGACUAUAUUUGCUAUUUACGUAGAAUUUGAGGAUGUGGAUGAUAAUAGAGAAAUUAAGGAAGAGGAUAAAGAGGAAGAAGAAUUUGAAGAUUAUUAUACAUCUGAGGAAGAAAAUAUUGAAUGUAUUUCUGAGAGUGAUAGUAGUGAUUAAUUAAUUAUUAACAUAUAUAAACUUUGUUUAUAGUUAGUAAUGUAUGUAUGUGAUAUUUUAUAAUACAUUGGGUGAUUUUAU
Messenger RNA from Rubroshorea leprosula, 1762 nucleotides. Lineage: Eukaryota; Viridiplantae; Streptophyta; Magnoliopsida; Malvales; Dipterocarpaceae. The record is from the annotation of a GenBank genome assembly.